AGAGGGGACGUCCGGGCUCUUGGGGUGGGGGAGAACUUGCGGCGGGGAGGAAGGUGCGGCUUGUGGGUUGGAACCGGAGCCUUGGCGCAGAGGCUGCCGCUUCUCCCCUUUCGCUUCGCUGGGUCGCUUCCACGAGGUCGGUCCGACCAGACAGCAAGAUGGCGGUGGAGUCUCGCGUUACUCAGGAGGAGAUUAAGAAGGAGCCCGAGAAGCCUAUCGAUCGUGAGAAGCAAGUGAAUGGUGGUCUCUUCUUUGCCUUACAGACCUGCCCCCUCCUUCUGAGGGUCUUCACCACCAAUAAUGGGCGCCAUCACCGAAUGGAUGAGUUUGCCCGUGGAAACGUACCUUCCAGUGAACUGCAGAUCUAUACCUGGAUGGAUGCAACUCUAAAAGAACUGACCAGUUUAGUGAAAGAAGUCUACCCAGAAGCAAGGAAAAAGGGCACACAUUUUAACUUUGCAAUAGUCUUCACAGAUCUUAAAAGGCCUGGUUACAGGGUGAAAGAGAUUGGCAGUACAAUGUCAGGCAGAAAGGGCACAGAUGAUUCCAUGACUCUGCAGUCUCAGAAGUUCCAGAUAGGGGAUUACCUGGACAUAGCAAUUACUCCCCCAAAUCGAGCACCACCUCCAUCAGGUCGCAUGAGACCUUAUUAAUAUUUUGCUUUCUUCUAAUGACCAACACUACAUGGUCAUACAGAUUACAAACGGCUUGUUUUUUUUAAUGCAAAGUGAAAAUACUAGAAAAGCUGUUAAGCUGUAGAAAUACUGAAAUUAUGUUACUGUAUAUUUUUAGAAGGGUGCUCUCUGCUAGGUUUUCUUUUUCUGAAUAGCUGAAAACCAGACACUGCAGUGUUUCUUAAAGUGUGUAAUGUUUGGCUAAAACACCACAAGCAGUCUUGAGGUAUUUGAAACCGUAUAUAUUGUAAGGCCAGCCUGUAGUGUGGAAAGAUUAAAUGAGAGGUAUUUCAUAAGCACACUGUAAGAUUGCCUUUUAAGAAAUCGGGUUACUUUUUGAACAUCCAUAAAGUACCUAUUUUGUCAGAAAUCAGAGUCUACAACGCAAUCUGGGAGAGCUGCAUUUUCCCAGGUACAAAGUAUUGGGUGUAGAUGAUGGGAUUGCCAAUGCGGUGAGCGCAACAUCUGUGCUCAAUAAUUGCAUAUUCAUUGUGCAAAAAUAUUCACCCUAAUACAGCUGUAGUAGGACUUACACUAUCAGAUGGACAGAAGUGUCAAGGUUUGUUGAAAAGCAUCCUGAAAUUGGUCAUAAGAGAAGGAAAUCAUGGCAGCUUAACACCUGUAAUAUUACACCCUAUUUUAUUCACUGAUGUGUAAGUGCGACCAGGAGGGCUACUAUUUUUGCUUCUGGUUUUGACUGUAUUUGACUACGAAAGGAUUUGAACCACUUAACGUAUUCCCAAUUUAAAAUGCCAUUGUCGCUUCAACUGGAAGUUACAUCCUUUAAAAUGGGAAUUUCUAAAAAAUCUUCCACAGCAAGGUUAUCCAUUGUUUCCACAGCUGUAUGACUGUCUUGAUAUAAUUAAGUUCUUGUUAAAUAAUUUUAUUUUUUAAAACUUGUAAAAAUAAAAGCAGUGACAUAG
Messenger RNA from Podarcis muralis (Common wall lizard), 1597 nucleotides. NCBI's taxonomy places the organism in Eukaryota, Metazoa, Chordata, Lepidosauria, Squamata, Lacertidae. The record is from RefSeq and is a predicted model, not a curated record.